CAGCGCGGGGCCCGGCCGGCUGUGCUGUGCUGUUCUGUGCUGUCCGGGGCGCUCGGGGCGGCGGGGCGCAGGGGGCGGGGGGGGGGGGCCCGCCGAUGAGCCGCCGCGGGUGCGGGCGGGCGGACGAUGGAACUCCACAUCCUGGAGCACCGGCUGCAAGUCGCCAGCGUCGCCAGGGAGAGCCUGCCGCUCUUCACCUACGGCCUCAUCAAGCUCGCCUUCCUGUCCUCCAAGACCAGGUGCAAAUUCUUCAGCUUGACAGAGACGCCAGAGGACUACACCAUCAUCGUGGAUGAGGAGGGCUUCCUGGAGCUGCCGUCCUCGGAGCAUCUGAGCGUGGCAGACGCCACCUGGCUGGCCCUGAAUGUGGUGUCUGGUGGUGGUGGCUUCCCCGGCUCACAGCCCAUCGGCGUCACCAAGAUUGCCAAGUCCGUCAUCGCGCCGCUGGCCGACCAGAACAUCUCAGUGUUCAUGCUGUCCACCUACCAGACCGACUUCAUCCUGGUGCGCGAGCGGGACCUGCCCUUUGUCACCCACACGCUAUCCUCGGAGUUCACCAUCCUGCGCGUGGUCAACGGCGAGCCGGUGGCAGCAGAGGACCUGGGUGUCACCAAUGGCUUCGUCAAGUCCAAGAUGGUCCAGAGGCCGGUCAUCCACCCGCUGUCCAGCCCCAGCAACAGCUUCUGCGUCACCAGCCUGGACCCGGACACGCUGCCCACGGUGGCCACGCUGCUCAUGGACGUCAUGUUCUACUCGGGCGGGGUGAAGGACCCCAUGGCUGCCGGUGACGAAUGUGGCAAUAUUCGGUUCUUUUCCUUCUCCCUCAUCGAGGGUUACAUUUCUCUGGUCAUGGACGUGCAGACCCAGCAGAGGUUCCCCAGCAACCUCCUCUUCACCAGCGCCUCUGGGGAGCUCUGGAAGAUGGUCCGGAUUGGGGGUCAGCCCUUGGGCUUCGAUGAGUGUGGAAUCGUGGCACAGAUCUCUGAGCCCCUGGCCGCAGCCGACAUCCCUGCCUAUUACAUCAGCACCUUCAAGUUCGACCAUGCACUGGUCCCUGAAGAAAACAUCAGCGGGGUCAUCAGCGCCCUAAAAGUCACCCAGGCGGAGAAGCACUAGAAGAGGACUCCCUGCGCUCCCUGCCCCCCUUGGCCUGGGCUCAGCCCCACCCUGAAGAUUCUCCCUGCAGUUAUUUCUCAAGACUGGAAACUCGGUCCCUAGGCUUCUUUGGGGGCGGAGGGGGGGGGAGGAGUCCCCCACCCUAAUGUGGACCCUGCCAGCCGCUGUCCCCCUCACCCCCCAGAUUCAUGGAGAACUGCCUGAUCCCCUGGAAAGCAGUGGCGGGGUUCUGGGGAGUGUAUGAGGGGUUCCCAGAAGGAAGCUGGGGUACCCAUUCUGUUGGCAUUUUGGGAGGCCGGCUGAGCAGCGGCUGAGUUUAGGGGGGCACUUCUAAGACCCCUGUGAGGGUGGGGCUGUUUGUUUGCGUGGUCUCUGGCGCUGGUCCCAUCUGCUGGGGGGUGGUUCCUGCAGAGUGAAUGUCCACCCCUGGGUUGGGGUGGGGGGCGUAGUGUGUGGUCACCGAAGCUCAGACCCAGGAUGGGGCUGGGGGCGGGGGUCCCCCAGAACCUCACCUGCCAACCACAGGGCCUGCACCCCGACUCUCAGCAUGACUGCCAAGAGGGGAUCCUGUUUCCACCCUUAACUCCUGGGAGGAGGGGCAGCCCCCCAGGAGACCCAGCAGCCAGGGGUAUGAGCCCUGGACCCCCACUUCCCUCAGACAGACUCCAGUGGGGGGGCCUCCCCAGCAGUUGAGAGACCAGCACAGGCCCCCCCCCCCAGUUGUCCUGCCCCUCCUCCUACUUUGGGGGGUCUUGGAAGGCCUCUGAGCCUCAGGUCACCUGCCCUCCCAGCCCGGGGCCCAUGGUGUUCAUGACUCCCUCGCUGGGGAGGCAGCAAACUGAGCCUUAAUAGAGAAAACCGUUCCUCAUUUUAAUUUAACCUAAUUUGCACCCAGGCUGUACCAGUUUUGGGGUAAGGUGGCUAAGUUUGGGGUGGGGGGUUGAGGAUAGAGACUCGCUGUCACCUGGCUCUGAGCACUGGACACUACCUAGAGGCCUAGGUCCCCUUGUGAUAUACAAAGUGGGGGUGGGGGGCAGAGAUCUAUUAUAUGACGGGGUUCCUCGGUGGGGAGGGGUCCCCCACAUUGGGCUGCCCAGCCAGCAAGAAGGGGGGCAGCCCCGCUGGUGUGUGAGCAUCUGAGGAGGGACCCAUGGGUCACGGGUGGUAUUCCAGUCGUGGUGGGGGAAUGGGGUGAACCCUGGCACCUUCACUUCUUUGGGGGGUUGCUUUGCAUGUAAGCAGGAGCCAAACCCUCCCCCACCCCACCCCCCACCUCAGACCUUGUCUCAGAGAAGGGACCUUUCCUUGGUCCAUUGAAGAAUUCAUAUGGGAACACCUCCUACCCUGAAUGCCAGAAACCCACCAGCUAGUGUGUAUGUCUGGCUCCUGGCAGGUGCCCGGAGACCCCAGCACUAAGUAGGACCCCCCCUUUUUUUUCCCCCUUUCCCCUUGUUCAUUUUGCUUAAAACAACCAAAAUAUGUAGAGUGUUAGGGGGUGUGUGGGGGGAUGGCUGUGCGUGAACCCCCCCCCGCACCCCUGCCAGGUCCCCAUCCCUGUCGCUCCCCCUGCCUGCCUGUGUCGGCCCUGUCACCCCGAAACGUGUGCCCCCGCCCAGGCGUGUCUCUUGUGCACAUACCUGUGCUCUAUGUCCAUAGAGAAACCCUGUAAAUAGCAGAUAGACUGGAGCAAUAUAUACGUUAAUAUAUACUGUGUGGGCGCCCCC
Messenger RNA from Erinaceus europaeus (western European hedgehog), 2840 nucleotides. RefSeq names its product cytosolic arginine sensor for mTORC1 subunit 2 (gene CASTOR2). Bases 127 to 1116 code for a protein of 329 amino acids. Gene Ontology annotation, biological process: cellular response to L-arginine; negative regulation of TORC1 signaling. Lineage: Eukaryota; Metazoa; Chordata; Mammalia; Eulipotyphla; Erinaceidae. The record is from RefSeq and is a predicted model, not a curated record. Gene Ontology annotation, cellular component: cytosol. The transcript is spliced from 9 exons.